CGUCGUGCCAGCACUGAAGACAAACCAGGAGGGACUGAAGAAAGUCCUCGAUGAUUUGGUGAAGCAGUACAAAAACAAGCAGGAUGAAUUAGAUAAGUGGAAGAAGAAGAACAAUGUUCAGGUAGUACAGCAGUGAAGUACACAAGAGACUAUGUCAUCUAAUAGGAGAAAAAAAUUGGAAAAACUUUUCGUGGCCAAGCAAGAGCCCAACCAUUUCACGAAGCGGCUGAAUACGUGGAUUCUGCCGUCCAUCCUCAGUUGCGAAUGCACCUCUAUCUGUUUCAUUUUGCUUUCCUCGUCAGCAUACAGCUGCCUAUGCCACACCAUCCAGCUCUACGUGGCCAUGCCCCUGAACGACGCAGAAACAGUGCCUUGGCAUUCAAAUGGUCCUUGAGGCCUGGUUGUUCAGCCGCUCGGAAUUCAUCCUUCUGCUGAUGGUGCCUCAGAGCCCAACUGCAUGCAGCCUCC
Molecule: messenger RNA, 468 nt
Organism: Trichoderma harzianum CBS 226.95
Lineage: Eukaryota; Fungi; Ascomycota; Sordariomycetes; Hypocreales; Hypocreaceae
Exons: 2
Coding region: 152-394 (80 amino acids)
Source: RefSeq, a predicted model, not a curated record